Molecule: messenger RNA, 1491 nt
Organism: Blumeria graminis f. sp. triticale
Lineage: Eukaryota; Fungi; Ascomycota; Leotiomycetes; Helotiales; Erysiphaceae
Source: the annotation of a GenBank genome assembly
AUGCCUAUUCCGCUCGACGCUCCGGUAUUAAUGGUUGAUGUGGCCUCUAUACACCUUGUCGAUACGCGAAAUGUGGAAAGCCUACAUAGUAUGUGGACAGUAUUUUCUCGCUGUGCCCAAUCGCUUGAAGAUGGUAGAAGAUUAGAAAAUCUAAGUUGGAGACUCUGGAAUCAGGAAACAUUUUGCCGGGAAUCUACUGCCGAUAUGGUUAAGAUGGUCGCCGCCACUACUACACAUAGCAGCGAAGUUACUUCCCCGACGCCGCGACACAUCACCUCCACUAACCUCGAGAAAAUGGUGAUGACAAUCAAGGAAAGAAAGAGUAUUCAGCCGCUUUCAUUCAAACCAAAACCUAUCAUUGCCCCGCCAACCCCAGCAAAAUCUCCUCAACUUGUUGUCCCUCCUCACAGACCAACAAUCGAAAAAAGCAGCCACAGCACAACGAGUGUGGUUCGAGGCUUCUCUCCAGUUAUGAUAAAAUCGCCUUCUCACUACAUCUCGGGUCCAUCGUCUAUCCCUACGGCCGAUAUAUCUGCAGCUGCUCCCAGUCAGGCAAGCCAGCAGAAAAAAAGAACGAUUUUCGCGUUGGGAGGAUCUUCUGGCGAUGAUUCAUGCGAGCCGAUCCUCUCAACCAGGGAUCUAACAUUAGAACAACCCUCGCAAGGACAACAGAAAAAGAAGAACGCCGUCUUUAGCUUUGGAAGCUCGUCGCACGAGGACGAAGGACCCUUGAUGCCAGUGCAGGAAGACGCAUUACCAAAAAUCCCAUCAAUCCGGAAAUCUACUACCUUUCAGGAGGAGGUCGCACGUCGCACCAUUCGUGAGGAGACUCUGGAUGAUAAUGUUUUUGAGUCAGAUGAUGACUUGGAUGAAAGCGCUAUUGAUGACGAAGAUGAUUCAUCUGAUUGGGAAGAUUCAGUGGAGGGAAGUGGUGAGGCGAGCGCAGACGAAAAGAACCUAUUCCGCCGCGUUGACUCUAGGCCAAAUCUCACCAGUCGUCGCUCCUUAAUUACUACCAUGCUUCAUCAGCAUGAUAGAAGAGAAGGCCUGGUAAACGCAGCUAUAAACUCGAACUCGAAAUCGUCAUCCACUCUACACCAUGGUCAAUCCGAAACUACACGUAUAUCCCCUCUAGCAGCGUCACCAGAUCAAGCACUUCGAGCUAUAGCUGAAGUUCCCCGAUCCAUGGCACGACCGAUUGUCCGCCCGCCAAACCACCCCCAACAACUUGCUCUUUCGCCUCGUACCACCCGUCGUAACAUGCUUGCCUCUGAACUAACAGUUAGCCUCAGGCAACAUCUAUUAUGGGAACGAAAGCAAAAGUCUCAGACUGCUAACGCCGUCCUCAAACGUCGUCAUACGGCUCAGGAUGUAGUGCAAUUGAGACAGUUUCCGGAAGCCGUCUGCUUUGGUCCCGACGAAGGCAAGGGUAGUUGGGACAGUGAGAUGUAUGGUGGUGGCCUUGGUGAAUACAAUUCCCGAGGAUGGUAG